AUGUGCCGAGCUUUUGCAGCAACCCUUAAAGGUAGUGCCAGGGAUUGGUACCAGACCCUACAACCUAGAUCGAUUGGUUCCUUCUUGGAGAUGGAACGGCUAUUCACUGGCCACUUCCUCAGUAGUUGGAGAAUCGUCAAAACAUCAACCCAUCUAAUGAGCACGGUCCAGGGAGAAAGGGAGACGCUAAAUAAGUUCAUGCAUCGCUUCAACACUACGACCUUGGAGAUCUGCAACCUAGACAUGGGAGUGGCUUUGGCAGCUCUGACCACGGCCCUUCAGCCCAAAAACUUCAUCUACUCUCUGGGGAACAAGACGUCGGCUGAUAUGGGAGAAUUGAUGGCCCGAGCACAGAAGUACAUCAACCUCGAAGAAAUGAUGGACACCAAGGGAAAUCGCAUCGAGCUGAAAAGGAAAGGUAAUAGUCGAGAGAUGGGAGAACCCUCUAGACAAAUGAAGAUACAAGAGACCUGUACGCUACUCGACAACUCUAAAACGAGAGGGCUGUCUAGUAAGUUCUCCACUUAUACACCUCUAAACGCACCGCAAUCAGAUGUAUUAAUGCAUAUAAGGAAAAAGGACUAUGUCUCAUGGCCCGAACCUAUGCGAACCCCUUCAUAUAAACACAACAUGUCCAAGUUUUGCCAAUUUCAUAGGGAUCAUGGGCAUGAUACAGAGGAGUGCAUUCAGCUAAAGAAUGAGAUUGAAACUUUUAUCAAAAGGGGAUACCUAUUAAGAUUCAUAAAGAAGGAAGAUCGUCAAAGGGAACCUCGCGAACAAAAGAGACCCAACGGAGACGAGAAGGAAGAAUAG
This is a messenger RNA of Malania oleifera, 813 nucleotides long. RefSeq lists its product as uncharacterized. The transcript has a single exon. The record is from RefSeq and is a predicted model, not a curated record. NCBI's taxonomy places the organism in Eukaryota, Viridiplantae, Streptophyta, Magnoliopsida, Santalales, Ximeniaceae. Bases 1 to 813 code for a protein of 270 amino acids.